This is a messenger RNA of Xenopus laevis (African clawed frog), 7836 nucleotides long. It is a transcript of the gene rreb1.S, whose product is annotated as ras responsive element binding protein 1 S homeolog. Lineage: Eukaryota; Metazoa; Chordata; Amphibia; Anura; Pipidae. Gene Ontology annotation, molecular function: DNA-binding transcription factor activity; RNA polymerase II cis-regulatory region sequence-specific DNA binding; DNA-binding transcription activator activity, RNA polymerase II-specific. The record is from RefSeq and is a predicted model, not a curated record. Gene Ontology annotation, biological process: positive regulation of transcription by RNA polymerase II; negative regulation of transcription by RNA polymerase II; regulation of transcription by RNA polymerase II. The transcript is spliced from 15 exons. Bases 1139 to 6187 code for a protein of 1682 amino acids. Gene Ontology annotation, cellular component: nucleus.
UCAAGUUUCUUUUUAUUUUAAGUCCAAGUGGCAACCUUUGGCACUUGGACCUACAGCUUCCCACAAACCCUGUAAGGAGAUGCUGGGAGUUGUAGUCCCAAUGUUGUCUCUGCCCCAACCUGCUCUACCUGCCCGUGCAGCUCCCCCUUCCUGCAGAAUACUUGAGAGAAGUCAGUGCAUUUUUAGCCACUUGCUUCACUGAAGGAGCAAUUGUGGCAGCCAGAGGAGAGAUAACAGGAGCUGUAGCAGGCUGAACUUUGCACAUCCCCGGCGCAUUCCUGCCUUUACACAGCUCAGCAACAUCCCCGCCCUUCCCAGCCUCACCUGCUCGGGCGCCUCCAAACUCCAACUCAGGAAGAGGUGCGAGCUCAUUGACUUCCCACACUGUAUCCCGCAGCCCCAUCAUUCUGGGACCACAAACUCCCCUCCCUCCUGCGCACUUGGACAGGACAUUUGUUUUCUCUCGUGCCUCGACCUUUAGAGCUGUGACAUUUUCAUAUAAACUGCAGUAGGGAAGGGCCCUGCUUGAACUGUGAGGGGCGUCCAUCUUGCGCGCACGGUGUAAUACUUCGCUUCCCGGUAACUUUUAUUAAAGGGAAAACACACCCUACGAGCACGACUUUCUUAUCAAAACACAUGUGCAGCAGAGAUAGCUUUUCUCCACACGCUUAUCUGCAUGUAGUUAAGGUAUAAGGUUUUUAUUAAGGUAAAAUCAACUCUCAGACUUAAAUGCAACACCGCCCCCAAUGGGCAGAUUGACAUGUGAAUGAGACGAGGCUUCCUCUAAGCAUCCCUCAGACUUUCCAGCGCCCUCGUUACAUCGAGGACUGAGAGCUGCGUGUUAGAUGAGAGUAUGCGCAAUGAACUUCCUCUUUAGCAGGAUUCUUGGCGAGCACCUACUAUUACCAUCAGUUCGGGCAGCCACAUGGCCAGUAGAGUGAAAGCUGAAAUCAUAAAUGAAAAUCUGGCCUUUUUACUGUAGUGAGCAUGCCCACACCUGGAGAAGAGAAGAGAGAAGGGGAAGAGGAUUGCACAAAAUAACUUCUGCAGAAAUACCCCAGACCAGUGCAGUUUUCUGCUAACAGGAGCACCAGUCCAGGGUAUCUGGCAGCUGUGUACUGGUGGAGGUAUUGAAGGGAUGUUGCCAAACUUUUCGACAGGGUCGUGUCAGUUCCAACCUUUUCAGCAGCCGGGGAGCAGCAUAGUAGUUGAAGUGCUAGAUAGAGCUAUGGUUGAUGCUAAAGUCUGUGCCUCCAACAUUGCAGAGAAGACUGGAAAACAAGAAAUGAAAAUAAUUCAAGAACCCUCAUUGGAAAAUGGAGAGAAAGAAACUUUGAGUGAAAAAGACCAGCUCAGUGCAGUUAACUUAAUGAAUGGAGCAGAAGCCAGUGACCUGUCCUCUGUUAACGCAAUGAUGUCUACUGUGAUGAGUGCAGCCCACAUAGCUGAAAAUGGUGGGAGCUUACAGAACACUAAAUCACCAGCAAAGUCUCCUGCUCCAAACAGGAUUGGCCGAAAGAAUCAGGAAUCAAAAGAGGAAAGAUCAUCUUAUACCUGUCCCUUGUGUGAAAAGAUCUGCAAUUCUCAGCACCAACUUACAACACAUAUCCGCCAGCAUAAUACCGACACCGGAGGAACUGAACAUAGCUGCAGCAUUUGUGGAAAGUCUUUGAGUUCGGCUAGCUCACUAGAUCGCCAUAUGCUUGUCCACUCUGGAGAGAGGCCUUACAAAUGUUCAGUGUGUGGGCAAUCGUUUACUACCAAUGGGAAUAUGCACAGGCUGGAACUAGGAAACAGAGCCAUAUCCUAUUUCAUCUCUCUCCUUAAAAGGCAUAUGAAGAUACACGAAAAGGACCCAAAUGUUGCAGUUACUACAAGUCCACCUUCACCCCAAAAACGAAGGAGACUGUCAACAAAAAGGAAGUUAAGUUCUGAAGUGGAAGCAGAGAAAGAAGAAACCCCGUCAGCAAAAAAGGUUGUUGAAGAGAUUCAAGCUGUAGAGCCACUGAAGAAGACAGAAGAUAUUGUGCAUUGCCUUGUGUGCGCUAAAGAAUUUUCCUGCAAAUCAGAUCUGGAUAGUCACAUGGAACUGCAUCCUGAAGCCUCUCUUAAGUGUGAUAUUUGUUGCAUUUCAUUUCGUACCCAUCGAGGUAUGUUGCGCCACAACGCUGUAAUCCACAAGAUUCUCCCUAAAGAUGCAUCUGGAAAACCAUUCAUUCAGAGUAACCCGAACAUCCCUGCUGGAUUUAAUGAUUUGAGUUUCACUGACUUUUCCUGCAGGAAGUUUCCUAUUAUUUCUCAGGUCUGGUGUGAGACAAAUCUAAGAAGAUGCAUCAGUGAUUUACAUCGCUUCAUCUGUGAAACUUGCAAUAAAGCAUUUCCAGUGAUCUCUGCUUUGAAACUGCACAUGGAAACUCAUCAAAAAGGACAACUUAACAGUAAGCACAAUAAUGAAGAUGCAACAGAAGAAGCUCAAGACCAGAAAGCAUAUAUGGCAGCCCUGGGCCUGCAGCACACCAAAGAUGUCAAGCCUGCUAGCCAGGAAGACUACAUGCCAGACUGCUUUGAGGCAAUGCGGCUAGAAGCUUUGAAGAGUAACCUAUCUCAGGACAUUGGUAGUGUAAGCUUACUGAAAAUAUCACCUCUAGAAGCGCCUUCUGUGUCUGGCUCAUUCUCAAUUCUUCCUCCAAUGAAAGAGAAUAUGAAGCUGCUUUCUCUUCAGCCUUUUCAAAAGGGCUUUACCAUACAACCUGACAACAGCAUUGUUGUGAAACCCAUCUCUGGUGAGCUUGCUGAUAUUCAGCAGAUAUUAAAGAUGGCAGCCUCGGCUCCCCCACAAAUUAGAUUCACCCCCCUGGCAAAAACUUUACCUGGCAGCACUCAGCCUCAAGCCUUCAAGCACAUGCCUCUACUGAAACCAAAACCACUGGUGGCACCUCGUACAGUUGUUGCUUCCUCUACUCCACCCCCUAUUGUAAACACUCAACAGGCAUCACCAGGCUCCAUCAGCCCGAGCCUUCCUCCCCUGCAACUAAGGAAUAAGGGUGCAGUGGAAUCUCCUACCAACGCCAUAUUUUUACAGUCAAGGUCUGAAACUAAUGGCAGCUCUUCAACUCAGAAUUCACAGUUACCAAACACUGGUGCUCUGAGUCAGUGUGAGAUAAAAACUCAACUUGAACAGGACAGUAUUAUAGAAGCAUUCAUGCCUUUGGAUUUAGACUCGAAAAUAAAGCAAGAAGCAACCGAAGGUGAUCUGAAAGCAAUUAUUUUUGGAGGAAACAAUAAAAAAACAACCCCAGCAAAAAAGGUUUUCUAUCCUUGUCGGUUUUGCGAUCAGGUAUUUACAUUCUCAGGUCUUUUAAGGGCUCAUAUCCGUACCCACUUAGGGAUAUCACCAUAUCAAUGUAACAUCUGUGACUAUAUUGCAGCUGACAAAGCAGCAUUAAUUCGUCACUUGCGCACGCAUAGUGGAGAAAGGCCAUAUGUAUGUAAGAUUUGCCAUUACCCUUUUACUGUAAAAGCCAACUGCGAGAGACACCUCCGUAAGAAACACUUUAAAGUGACCAGAAAAGACAUUGAAAAGAAUAUUGAUUAUAUAUCUACAAACACAGCUGAAAUGGUGGAUGUGCUCUGUUCACCAGAUACUGUUUGCAAAUGCUGUGGUGAGGACUUGAAAAACUAUCGUGCCCUUCAUAUACACAUGAGGACCCACAACAAUUUUCAGAAAAAGAAGCCAUUUGAAUGCAAAGAGUGUGGAACUGCAUUUUCUGCUAAAAGAAAUUGCAUACACCACAUACUUAAACAACACCAGAAUGUGCAAGAGAAAGAAAUUGAGAGUCAUAUUUUAACUGUAGAGUGUAAUCCUGAGCAUAUUAAAUCAAGCACCCCAGUUUUGGGGGAUAGCACUUACCUUGAUCGAAAGCCUACAGCAUAUUUGGCAUCCUGUAAUGGCUUUCUUCCUGGUGGGGUGACAAAUUGUUCAUUAAAACUCGAACCUAAUACCAGCUAUCCUAUAGAUCUUGAUGAGCCUUUGGAUUUUUCACAAAAGAAUAAGACUUCCAGUGCUCUCCCAAUCAAGCAGGAAAAUAUCUAUGGCUCAUCUGCAGUCUUAUAUGAGGACAUCAUGGAGCCUAUUGAUCUUUCCAUCCCUAAACAAGCAAAACAGGACAAAGAAGAUUCUCAGACUCACCCAAAAAAUACAGUGACUCCACCUGUGUCGGCUGGACCAUUAUACAACUGCCAACCAUGCCCUAUUUCCAUAAGUGCCAAUGAAAACCCGGACAAAGCUACAGCUGUCAUACAUUCCAACUCAUUAAAAGCUCCUUUGCAAUUGACAGUCCCUAUAAUUUCUCCGGCGGUUCUGGGUAGUGCAACAAUUUUGCGCCCAUUGAGGCCUAAACCACCACCUCUCUUGCCAAAGCCUCCAGUGUCUAAAGAACUUCCUCCCCUAGCAUCCAUUGCACAGAUAAUUUCAUCCGUAUCAUCUGCAUCUGCUUUGUUAAAGACUGAGAUCACAAAUCAAGCUUCUCAGGUAAAUGCCAAUAUUUUACCAACCAUUGACCGAUCCGGGUCUUCCAAAACGACAAUCGCUCACAAAGAACUUGCUGCUUCGUGCAAUACUCCCCAACCUGCUGCAACCCCAGCUAUUUCAGACAGCAAUGAUGCUGUUAUCUUAGGAGCAAAAAAACGAGGUAGAAAGAAAGGAACAAAAAAAAAGCUGAAAACAGCUCCUAGUCUAGAUCUUGAGUCUAGCGGAGAAUUUGCAAGUAUUGAAAAAAUGCUAGCCACUACAGACACUAAUAAGUUCAGUCCUUUCCUUCAAUCUACUGAGGACCUCAAACAUAGCAUAGACCAAAUUGGAACCAGUGAGGAAGACCGAGACAGCGGUGAAGAUAAAAGAGGGAAAAGGAAUUCCUAUUCUAAUUCUUUACAGAAAAUCACCUGCCCGUACUGUCCUCGCGUUUUUCCCUGGGCCAGCUCUCUGCAAAGACAUAUGCUCACUCACACAGGUCAGAAGCCCUUCCCAUGUGCAAAGUGCGAUGCCUUCUUUUCUACCAAAUCUAACUGUGAGCGCCAUCUCUUACGUAAGCAUGGAGUUGCCAACCUAUCAUUGCGAAGAAACGGUCUAAUUACCCUGUCUAAAGAAAGUGAUGUUGGAUCUCAUGAUAGCACAGAUAGCCAAUCAGAUGCAGAGAUGUCCUCUCCUGAGCUUGAUGCACUAGACCUGUCAUCUGUGGACAAAGAUAAAACAGAAGUAGAUCAAACCCAAGAAAGCAAUCAUGCAUCACAAAAUCCAGAGCUGGAAAAUCAGCCACCAGAUAACAAGAAACAAACCAAAGUUGAACCAGAUGAAUACAAGGCACAAUUAGAAGAUGAUGUUGUAAGCAACAAAAGUCUUGAUCUUAAUUUAGCAAGUAAACUGAUGGACUUCAAACUAUCUGCAAGUGAGAAGGCUGCCAGCAGCAAUGGCAACUUCUGUGAUGUUUGUGGAAAAAACUUUAAGUUUGCUGCUACUUUGGGGAGACACAAAAAGGCCCAUUCAUGUGAAAACAAGGGAGCAGAGAGCCAUGGAGAUGAUGAUGAUGAUGAUGAUAAUGGUGUGUUAACUUCCGCCUGCAAUCCUUCUCAGAGUAUUGUCACGGCAGAAGUUGAGGAUAUGGAGGAAGAGCACCCUAUUGAUCUAAAAGUAUCACAAUCUCCCAUGGAGAUUGAAUUGAACUCACAAAAUAAGGGGGAAGACGACCCUGUCUCAGCUGAAGAAUACAUAGAAAGGACAUUGUUGGAAAAAAAUGAUGAGGAGUCCAAAGCUAAUGAAACAAAGGCAUCUUCAAAAGCUGAUAAACGGAAAAAAAUAUGCACUGUUUGCAGCAAACGCUUCUGGUCCUUGCAGGAUUUAACGAGACACAUGAGAUCUCAUACAGGUGAAAGGCCAUAUAAAUGUCAGACAUGUGAACGCACGUUCACUCUGAAACACAGUCUGGUUCGCCAUCAGCGUAUACACCAGAAAAUGAAAGAUGUCAAGGACCCAGGGAAAGACUGUGACAAGGACGACAGUCCGUCAAGGUGUGAAGAAGAAAGUGAUGCAGACUCCAUACAAAGCAGCACACAGCCUACAUCUGAGAAUGAAUGUGAUACACCCACUAGUCUUAACAACCCGAACUUGCCCGAAGCAAAAAGAUCUUGCUAGGAGACGUGCAUGAGGAAUUGCGCUAAAGACCUGGGACAGGAUCCCUAAACCAUCUUCUUUGUAGAUUGGAUCAAAGACAUGGAAAGUCAAGCACCUCCAACUGCAAAAGUUUUUAAAUGUUUCAAGGAAAAAAAAAUUUACCUUGUAAGAGUUUUCCAGGCCCAGCUAAUUGAGCCAGUGAUGUGGGAAACAACCCUGAAAAUCUUGUUAGAAGCAUUAUUUUUGAAGCAAUAUUUCUUUUUUUACAGCUAAGAGAGUAUGGCAAGCCAUAACAAGUGCCAUAAUCUUUCAGCUAAAUGCAAAAAACUUUAUACUGAUUCUGAGUGCCUUACUACUUUAUUACAUCUUUUGGUAUCAAACGUAUUUUUCAGUUUUUCAAAUCUAUAUAUAUAUAUAUAAAAAAAAAAUUCUAUUGAAAGAAUAUUACUUUAAAGAAAUAUACAAAGAGGACUGUUUCAAGCUAAGCAUUAUGAUGAACUUGUAUUUGUGUGACAGAGCUUGCCCUUGUAGAACACUGUCUAUCCUGUGGUGGACACAUGAGGAAGCCAUUCAGUGCUACGGCAAAUAACUGAAAGUCAAGAACGAGCGUUAAUGGAGGUUUCACAGUGAAUUGCCAUCAUCGUUUCUACUCUUGACCUCUCCUCUCUAGAAUUCCCAGCUCAUUUUAGCAAUACAGGAAUAAACUAUGAGAAGACGUCAUGCCUCAUACAUUCUGGAUACAAAUACAUAACAAUUGGCAUGUGCUGUACAACCAGGAAAAAUGAAACCGAUUUCAGCUUUGCUACUUGAUUCCACUCGUACCUUUUCUGAUUGGUGUUAUUGUUCAGUUAUUGUUCUACCUCCAAUGGAGCACAGUGGAUUUACCAGAAACAUUCUAACGAGUGGACAUUAACUCUGCCCCCCAUGCCUACAUACUGAUUCUGUUUGCUUGAAUUCAACAGCGUACAUGUCUCUGCAUUUGCAGAACUGUUUGGGCAAUAUUUGCCCUUCAAAACUUUUUUUUGAAUCUCGGUAUUAAUAUAUAUGUAUAGACAUUUGUUUUUUUCCAACCCCCGGAUUCUAGCCAUUGCCAAGUUUGUGCAUUCCACCAUUCCUACCGUACUGUUAUCAAACCUAGUCGCAGGGAAAGCCAAUGCCUGUGCGUGACAGGCUCAAUUCAGACAAUUUAGAUCAUGAUGGCUGCCUGACGACUAUUGAGAACAAGCAAAGAGUUCUGUCUUCCAGUAUCCGUAAUCAUGCCUUACCUUUACCUUGGCCCUUUAUACAUUUGGGCAAGAAUGUCAUACUACUGGUAAAACUAGAGUCGCUAGAAAUGAAAUGUAUAAAGAGACUUCUCCUGGGGGAUUUUUGGGUUGGAGCUCAAGGCGAGUGUAUAAAAUGAUGCGUUCAUAUGUGUGUGUUGGGGUAUUUAUAUGUGUGUAUAUAUAUAUAUUGCUUUUGCAUAUAUAUCUACACACAUAGAUACAAAAGUGUGAAUGGGAAUUAUUUGUUAUUAAGAUUAAAUGGGGGCUACUGUAGCUGUGCAAUUGCUCUUCUCAGUUUGUAUCAAGCUCUCAAGAAUAACAUUUGUUGGACCUUGAGGUCCUAGCACUGCAUUUUAGUUAUCCCUUUGUCCAAAGUAUUUAAUAACACUGUGCUAUUCAACCUUA